Paraglomus occultum is the source of this 268-nucleotide messenger RNA. Lineage: Eukaryota; Fungi; Glomeromycota; Glomeromycetes; Paraglomerales; Paraglomeraceae. The record is from the annotation of a GenBank genome assembly.
CAGCAUGAAUGGUAGCGUGAAUGUUAUCACAGAGGAUAAUGGGAAUGCUAAUAAGGGUGAUGAUUUCGUAUGGGACGUUGACUUGAAUGAUUUCGAAUGGGAGGUUGAGCCGGACAAUAUUGAAGUUAAGGACAGUCAUGCUGUGGAAGAUGAUGUGUGGGCUGUUGGAAAGGAUGAGACAGCAUACGGUGACGGAAGCAUUGGUAUGGUUCAUCUGAGAUCUAGGCCUUUGGUAUUUGGGGACAAUAAUGGUAGAUGGGAGAGAUGA